AUGGAUCUGUUUAAGGCCAUCUUUGCCAGCUCCUCUGAUGAGAAGUCCUCCUCUUCAUCAGAGGGGGAGAGCAGCGAUGAGGAGGAAGAAAAGGUGACAAAGGAGGAUGAAGGAAAAGUGGACUCGGAGCCACUGAACCUCUUCAGCAUCCCCUCCUCCUCCUCAGCCACCACCGCCUCCUCCUCAGCCACCGCCUCCUCCUCAGCCACCACCUCCUCCUCAGCCACCACCUCCUCCUCAGCCACCGCCUCCUCCUCAGCCACCACCUCCUCCAGUCACCAAGCAGCAGCAGUUUCCACUCAGGCCUCCGAACAGGAAGAGGAGGAGUUUGGGCCGAAGCUGCCGCCUCCCUCGGCUGCUCUGAUCAGAGGGGGCGCCGCCUCCAUGUGCCCUCCAAUCAAGGAGGUUAAAACGGGCAAGAAGAGCAAAGAGAAGAAACACAAGAAAAAGAAGCAUUACAAACACAAGAAGGAAAAGAAGAAGAAGAAACACAAGAAGCACAAGCACAAAGAAGCAGCCGAAGAAGAGCAAGGAGGAGGAGCCGGCGAGCAGGAAGGUGAAGACGGACAGGUGUCGACAGACGAGCUGCUAAAAAGACUAAAGAGCAUCCGCUCCCAUCAGAUGUGGUGAAUCAGUUGGAGGUCUGUCCUCUGUGAGGACCGUCAGUCAGCUGAUUGUUUCACCUGACAGAUUACCUGCUGUGUAGUUUUAGGUAAUAACAAAAAAUCUUUAUAACCAAGUGUUCUGUAUUUACUGACCUGCUGGGAAACCUUCAAUCACACGAAAAACUGACGUUUUGUGUUUAAGUGAAGAACUCUCUCUUAAAGGAGGUGAACAUGUCACUGUCACAGUCUGUUUCCAUUCAUCGAUUGCAAACGAUGAAACCUUAGGUUACACUCGAGACCAAAAAGGCCACAUUGGACAGAAAAGACGUGUAACCACGAUUACUAUGGAGAAGGAAAGGAACAGCUGAUUUGGGUUGCUGUGGUAACAUUCCUGCUGCCCCGUAUAGAUUCCUUCGUUACCAGUUACAUUGUAAGAAGUUUAUUGAUAUUGACACAAAGAGACAACUGUGAUCUUUUAGAACUUUUGCUACAUAUUCUGAUGAUUUCAGAGACUUCUGUGUGUGACGUCGUUUAAGCUUGACAUUGAUAUAAUAUUACAAACAUUAAUCCAAGAUUACAGAUUGGUAAGAAAUGCGUUACAAA
Messenger RNA from Maylandia zebra (zebra mbuna), 1208 nucleotides. The record is from RefSeq and is a predicted model, not a curated record. Lineage: Eukaryota; Metazoa; Chordata; Actinopteri; Cichliformes; Cichlidae.